AUGAGCCUGCUGUCGAUCGUGGAUGGUCUAGAGAGAGCUUCCUCCAGCCUGUCAGCGUUGCGAGAUCAUUGCAAGGAUGGCAAGACCUCCUCGACGUCAUUUUCUUGCUUUGCAGAUGCUCUAGAAGUUUUGCUUCAAUGUGUUGAGCUGGGUCUGAGCAAGACUGUGACAGACUCAUGUGAACGAACACACACCAAUCAAGUCAUUGUCUCCUUGGAGAAGAGAAUCUCUUGUUUGCAACAGGAUUACAACCACCGCAAACAAAUGGUUUGUGUCUUGUUGGAGGACGCAAAACAGGCAAAGACAGACCUUUCUGAGCUCGUAGCAACCUUCAAUGUCAAACGGCUCGAAGAUCCUAUUCAAAGAGCUUCCAACCUCGAUGAAUCUUUUGUAUCUUCCCAUCCAACGCAACGCAAAAUAAACAGAGUUAGGUCGAGAGAAAGCAUGACGGAAGAGGAUGAUAGCGACUGUAGCGAUUACACCAUCUCAAGUCAUCUUGACGAACUGGCAGACUUGCUUGACCCGCAACUUGUUAAGAGGAUAUCGUCUCCCUGGAGAACCCCUGAUAGUCGAGAAGCUAAGGCACGCCCCCCAGAAGUUCCUCAGCUCGUCAUCCAAGAGCAGGGAGAGAGGAUCCACCCCAAGCCCUUCAUUCCCCUCCUCGGGCCUCUUCUCAACUUCGGACAGUGGGGCAUCGUGAUGCGAUCAGACAAGAGAAGGCAUGCAGAUCUGUCGAAAGACGGUCCAGCAAGAGGCGGCGGAGCAUCAGGCAGUGCAGCAGGGGAUCAGAGUCGGACGAAGCAGAGGGAGCGACUGAAGCCUCGAACAGCGGAAGAGGCGUGGAACUUGCACGUAGCGAUGCGGAAGAGCUUGGAAGUGUCGUGA
Guillardia theta CCMP2712 is the source of this 885-nucleotide messenger RNA. RefSeq lists its product as hypothetical. The coding region runs from base 1 to 885 and encodes 294 amino acids. The transcript is spliced from 7 exons. Lineage: Eukaryota; Cryptophyceae; Pyrenomonadales; Geminigeraceae. The record is from RefSeq and is a predicted model, not a curated record.